Messenger RNA from Dermacentor albipictus, 3028 nucleotides. It is a transcript of the gene ZnT86D, whose product is annotated as zinc transporter 86D. Gene Ontology annotation, cellular component: Golgi apparatus; membrane; cytoplasmic vesicle. The record is from RefSeq and is a predicted model, not a curated record. Gene Ontology annotation, biological process: zinc ion import into Golgi lumen; intracellular zinc ion homeostasis. Gene Ontology annotation, molecular function: zinc ion transmembrane transporter activity. NCBI's taxonomy places the organism in Eukaryota, Metazoa, Arthropoda, Arachnida, Ixodida, Ixodidae.
AGCUGCGUGGCGCGCCUAUCUCAGCUGGAGCGAAAGACGGCCGCUGCCGUAGCUUGACGCUAUGUCCUGUGAUCGCCCAUUCAGCCACCACUGAGGCAGCAAACGGAAUUCGGCCCUCCGAGGAAAGGUACUACUAUCAGGCAGCGACGGCGACCCUCGAAAGGCCCAGCGGACAGACCCGAUGUUGCCUCUACAUGCCGACGACAAGGAGUUCAGAGCGCGACGGGGCCUACGUUUCACGGAACGGCUGCAGGGAUGGUUCAGAUUAAUCUUCUCGGACACUGCAUCACGGAAUCUCUUUUUGUUCCUCAUUCUCAACUUGUCCUUUGCAUUUGUCGAACUCUUGUACGGAGUAUGGACCAACAGCCUGGGCCUGAUCUCAGAUUCAUUCCACAUGUUCUUCGAUUGUACGGCAUUGCUCGCAGGCCUGGCUGCUUCAGUCAUCACAAAGUGGCGUGCAAAUGAAAGGUUUUCCUAUGGGUACGUGCGGGCAGAAGUUCUUGCGGGAUUUGUCAAUGGCCUUUUCCUCCUCUUUAUUGCAUUCUUCAUCUUCUCUGAGGCCGUUGAGAGAGCCAUAGAACCACCAGAGGUGAAACAUGAACGCCUCUUCAUUGUUUCGGUGCUGGGUUUCCUGGUCAACCUGGUCGGCAUCUUUGCAUUCCAGCAUGGGCAUUCCCACGGGGGUGAGGGUCAUGGGCAUUCCCACAGCCAUGGGCCCAGCCAUAGCCACAGCCACAGCCAUGGACACAGCCACAGCCAUGCGCAUGGUGAUGCUCACUCACAUGGAAACGGACAUGGGCAUUCACACGGAUUUGGUCUCGAGGCUGACUGUGACAGCGACAAAGCAGUGCCAGCUGCGAGGAGCCAAAUCAUGCAAGGUGUGUUCCUCCACAUCCUGGCUGACACACUGGGGAGUGUAGGUGUCAUUGUGUCGGCUAUCCUGAUGAACCAGUUUGGUUGGCUCGUGGCUGACCCCAUCUGUUCCAUGUUCAUCGCCACCCUCAUUGGCGUCAGUGUGCUGCCUCUUAUACGGGACUCCAUCUAUGUGCUGAUGCAACGGACACCUAAGGAACUGGACACAGUGCUGCCAACUUGCUACCAGAGGGUGAUGCAACUGGAAGGUGUGUACAGCGUGCAGGAGCCCCACUUCUGGACAUUGUGCAGUGACGUCUAUAUUGGCACGCUCAAGCUGGAAGUUGCCAAGGGCGCUGACGUCAGCUACCUGCUCAGCUGUACGCACAGCAUAUUCACGCAGGCUGGUGUCAAACAGUUGUACGUGCAGAUCGACUAUGCACCGAUGUGAUUGGAAAAUGCCACGAUGACCAGUGAAACCCGUCUUCCUUGUACAUUGACCACCGAAUGCUUUGGCACUUGGAAUGGCUGCAUCGUGGCUGGAAUUUACGGCCCCGUGGCAAGACAAGCUUGCCAACUGGCAUCUCGUUACAAACAUUCGAUACAUGCUUGACAAGUGGUUGUGAUACGGAAUAUCCCUGUGCAGUUUACACAUGGCAGUUUCUUGGCAAACAGUGAAGGUAGUUCUGAGGCUGUGCUUGCUCCUUACCCCUUUUAUAUCCGGUUCUUUAAAUCAAGUUCACAUACACUUUCGCUGGGUUAGACAGUGUCCAUGGUACGAAAUCUGUCUGCUUUUAACUGGACUGUAGCAUCAACUGUGCGUUUUCUUUUCAGACACAAGUUACAGUAGUUGUCAUCAUGGCAGAAAUGUUUGACAAUGAGGAAGCUCUCUGAAAGCUUGCCCAUUUCGAUUAUCAACGUUUAAUGUAUGAAAACACUUAGCAAUGUGCCUGGCUGUUGGCUUCAUCUUGCAGAACUUUACCAGACCUGGAGAAGCAAAUUCAUAUAGCAUAUUAUCUCAUUCUCUGACACCACUAGUAAGCUCAAUACACAGCCCUCCCUUGCUGCUUGCCAAGCAGUGAGCGACAAACAGUAUACAUGCAUGCCUCGUUUGCAGACAGACGUGCUCCAUCCAGUAGCGCUAAGCAUAGGGAAAGAGAGUUCCUAUUGCUUCCGGUGAUUCCAUGUGCUUAUUAAUGACUGUGGUACUCGCGUCAGCCUGCAAGCGGGGCACACGUCACCAUAGCCUUGUGGAGAAUGCACUGUUCCUUGUGUCGCACCAUUUGUUUACACACUCAAAGGACGGACACUUGCAAGUACUGUUGUUGUACAUGUGGGAGGUGGUGAAGGGAUUCGAUGCAUUAUAUCAUGGACUUCUCGGCCAUCAGCUGCACCGUUGUCAUUGCGAUCGUUGUGUACAUUUUGUUGUUGUUGCGCAUUUGUUUCUGUAAACUUCUUAUCGCGAAUGUACAGCUCUUGUCUGUGUACGUGUGUGCGCUUUCAAGAGAAGCCCGCGCUGACCAAGCGUGGCCACUAAUUGUUACAGCCUCAUGCCUUGCUCCCUUAUUCCACCCAUUAAUGACGACUGGAAAGUGUAAAAGAAAAGAGAAUGAAACAUUGACUAGUACCUAAGCAUGGUGGUGUGUGCCGUCAUGUUUCUUUAGAGGCCAUGUGUGGGGGGAAGUACCUACCUUAUUUUCGCCUGUAUAAUCUACACUAAAAAUUUUUAAAAAUUAACAGCAAUGUCGGGGUGUGGGCAGUGUGCAAAUUGACCUUAACGUGUGGCUCCUCGGCAGCGUAAAUUGCCAAGGUUCUGUAAUUUGGAUGGAGUGCAAGUUAUAUACAGAGGUGGGUUAUACAUGGAAUAAUGUGGCAUAUGGAAGCGACCAACCAAUUUGCAUUGUAGCAACAAUAACUGCAUGUGUGAAAGCUCAAACAGCACUGCCAGGCAGCUCACAUGUUGAAGGAUGUGCUCUGUGCUAAUUUCUAGGUUACAGUGCAAAAACUUUUAAUGGCUUUGAACAGAUAUCAGAUGAUCUUUAAUAUUGUCUCUACCUGUAUGCAAUGCAGUGGCUGUGGUGAAUAUGAUUACCUUCUACCGACCCAUCAGUGUCUGAGGGUCGUGUGUCCUCACAGAACUUUAUUUACAAGAUUAAAAUAUUUUCUAGCAACCAUU